UGGCCUCUCCAUCCUCUGCACAACGUUCAGUCUCGCUCUCCUCGCACCGGUGUACGGUGCUCGCGAUUGCUUUCGGGUGUCCUUUGGCGUGCUCGUCAGGUACAAGGUCGCGGGUGCGUCGGAAACGUCGCGUCCUAUGUUAACAGCAUAGUGCGCGAUGUGCUCGUCUUGACGGCGAGAUUCUCGACAUCAACGGUGUUUUGUAAAGAGACUGCAAAAGAGACGAAAAAUGGAUUGGGAGAACCGAACGGUGUCACUGCUGCUUUGCCUAAGUAUUCUACUCGCGACGAUUCAUAACGGCAAUGCCGAGCGUAAGAUCGUAUGUUAUUACACGAACUGGUCCAUUUAUCGACCGGGAACCGCCAAGUUUUCGCCUCAAAACAUCAAUCCGUAUUUAUGCACCCACUUGAUCUACGCUUUCGGCGGGUUCACCAAGGACAAUGCUUUGAAACCAUUCGACAAGUAUCAAGAUAUCGAGAAAGGUGGAUACGCCAAGUUCACCGGUUUAAAAACGUACAACAAAAAUUUGAAAACCUUAUUGGCCAUCGGUGGUUGGAACGAAGGCUCGAGCAGGUUCUCACCAAUGGUAGCCGACCCUGGCAGAAGGCGAGAAUUCGUCAAGAACGCGAUCAAGUUUCUUCGAAAGAAUCAUUUCGAUGGUCUCGAUCUCGAUUGGGAAUAUCCCGCGUUUAGAGACGGUGGAAAGCCUCGGGACAAGGACAAUUACGCCAACCUGGUGCAGGAACUGAGGGAGGAGUUCGAGAGGGAGGCUUCGAAGACCGGAAAGCCGAGACUUUUGCUCACGUUGGCGAUGCCAGCCGGCAUCGAGUACAUCGACAAAGGUUACGAUAUACCCAGAUUGAACGAAUACUUGGAUUUCGUCAAUCUCCUCUCCUACGAUUACCAUUCGUCCUACGAACCUGCGGUCAAUCACCACGCCCCCCUCUAUCCCCUGGAGGAGGACAACGAGUACAACUACGACACCGAAUUGACGAUCGACUACACCGUUAAUUAUCUGCUGAAGAAAGGUGCCACCUCGGAGAAGAUAAUUCUAGGGAUUCCCACGUAUGGAAGAUCCUACACGCUUUUCAAUCAAGACGCCACCGAUCUAGGAUCACCGGCAGAUGGCCCAGGAAUCGAAGGCGACGCUACUCGAGAGAAAGGCUAUCUUGCUUAUUACGAGAUUUGCGAGAGCUUGGCGCAGUCGGACGAGUGGGAAGUGGUCGAACCUAAUCGUGACGCGAUGGGCCCUUACGCGUUCAAAGGGGAUCAAUGGGUAGGUUACGACGACGAGGAUAUAGUGAGAUUAAAGGCGAGAUACGUGAACGAGAAAAAGUUGGGAGGAAUAAUGUUCUGGACGAUCGACAACGACGAUUUCCGGGGGAAAUGUCACGAUCGGCCGUAUCCCCUGAUCGAAGCGGCGAAAGAGAGCCUCCUGUCCGACGCCACGGACACCGUUAGGAAGUCGAAGCCGGUCGAGGGCCGCAAGAAGUCUCGGGUCCAAGGGACUCGAAGCGACACAGAGAGAAGGAAAAAUGGCGGACGAGGCGGCACAACUGCGACACCUGUCUCGAAAAAUCGAAUUCCCACUUCUUCUUCGCGGCCGAGAUAUCGAACGUUCACGCGGCCGAGAGCGAGCGAACAGGACGAGGAGGAAGGGCGAGUCGAUAGACGAUCCUACGAUCCUACGUCCGAGGACGAGGAGAAGCAGGGGAGGGAGGAGGAAGAGGAAAAUUCGGAGAGGGGGAACGCGGUUAACGGGGCGAACAAGCGCGAGAGAUCUAGAGAUAGGAAGAAGAGUAGGGGGGCGAAAAAUCGAUCGAGUUCGAACAGGAAUCGCAGAAAGCAAGUUCGUCGUAAAGAAGAGGGCAACAAUGGCCUCGAUUCGAAGGAAGAAUCGUUGAGUAAUAAACUGACUACCCCGGAACCCCCGACCACUCCCGAUCCUGGAACAGAUUUCAAGUGCGAGGACGAAGGAUUUUUCUCCCACCCUCGAGACUGCAAAAAAUAUUUCUGGUGCUUGGACAGCGGCCCGGGAGGUUUGGGAGUGGUUGCGCAUCAGUUCACCUGCCCUUCCGGAUUGGUGUUCAACAAGGCAGCCGAUUCCUGCGACUACCCUCGCAACGUCGCGUGCCCGAAAUCGAAGACGUCGUCGUCGACGACCAGAGCGCCGAUAACAGCCGCCACAAGCCGCACCACUUACCUAUACAGCACCACCACGCGUCGACCUUCCACCGCGAAACCGGAUCCGGAGGAAGAAUACGAGUAUUACGAGGACGAAGACGAGGAAGAAGAAGGGGAGGAAGAGGAAGAGAAAGAGGAAGCCAAGGUGACCUCCACUCCCAAAACGCUUUUGUACAAAACGAUCACCAGAAACAAGCCUAGCACUGCCAGUACUACUACUACUACUACUACUACAACAACAACAACAACAGAAGCGACUUUCACGACUUCGAAAUCGAUCGAUUCGGAGGACGAAGAGGAUCCAAAGGUUAUAAAGGAGCUGAUAACGCUGAUCAAGAAAGCAGGUGGUAUAGAGCAAUUGGAGAAACAGUUGUUGCUUCAAGACAAAAAUUCGAAUGAGAGUUUGGCCAACUCUGGCGGAGAGAGUGCUACGCCAGCUACUAUAAGUCGCACCUUGUACGAGCGCGUGUUGAAUCGUCAGGCUGGUAAAGUUACGAGCAGGCAGAGAUCUUCGGCCAAUACGAAUUUCGCGAAUGGGCCGGGGAGAGCGCAGUUCGAGGGAUUGGAAGAGGUGCCAGAGGUGAAGGGAUUGAGACGAUCGCAGAAACCGAAAUACGUGACCAUCGAGAGACCAAAGCACUCGACGAAGGAACCGCCGUUGGACGGGGAAGAGGUGGAGGAAGGGGAAGAGGAUCUGGACGGAGACAACACGGAUGUGGCUUCCUCCGAGGAGCAAACGAUUAACAAUCCUUUUCUAACCAGCUCGACGCAGAGGGUGACGCCUAAUUACAUCGAUAUAAGACGCGCUCGACCCUCGACAUCGAGGAAAGACGAGAACGACGUUGAGGAGAAAAACAAGGAUGGAGAAGAGGAGGCGCCAAUUCGACGCCGACGUCCAAGCAAUACCAAGACGAGCUCAACCGAAAAUGUUAGAGACGAGGAAUCUCGUUCAUCCGCGAGCGAAGAAAACUCGCAAACAACUAAAUCCAGAUACGUGAGCGUGCAAAGAUUCAGAAGCACGACUCCCCAAUCGACGGAGGCUGUUUCGGAGAUUGUUGCAUCGACCACGGAAUCGAUCGUUUCGAUCGAACCGUCGAAAAUCGGCGACGAGAAAAUGGAUACGACGACCAGCCCGUUAUUAACAAAUACCUUACCUUGGAUCGGUUCGUCCUCGACGCCCAACGACGACAUCCUCCCCGUUGAAACGGAGGCGGGAAGAACGGAAGAAGCUGAGACGGAGAGAGCGAUCCUCUCAACGACUUCGGAGUCGAGCUCGACCACCACCGACUCCGUGAAACUCGUGGAAGAUUCGGCGACGGAGAUCCUGUUGACCACGGCGCCAGCGAGCUUGUCCACGUUGUCGAUUCCGAAUACGAGGAUCAGCACCGCGUCGGUGUCUCAGCCGAGGCCGUUCGGCUUUAAUCGAAGAAACAGGCCGUCGUCGAGCGAGCCCACGACCACCACCACCACCACCACUCCAUUGCCACCGUCCAACGAUCAGACGAGGACCAAGGCGUCGCGAAACAACACGCGCUCGUCCCUUUUGGUAGGACGAGGUCGAUUAAGACCAAGGCAGGAGAAGCAUGGUCGAAACGUGGAAAGUUCCCACGACGACGAGGGCGAUGAAGGGGCGCCCGCUCGUACACGCGCGAGACCCUCGUCGAGGAUCAGGGGAGCGAGCAGAUACACACCGCCCACCUUCAAACUUAGAAACGAGAGCUCCACCUCUUCCGAUUCCACGCUCCAAGGAGAACGCGUUCGAGCCACGACGGAACCUCCUCUCAACACGGAGGGAGGUUCUUCUAGGAGAAGAUUUCGUCGGCCGGCCUCUAAAAUUAGCACUACCACAAUCACCACCACCACUACCGAGUCCACGAGAGCCAACGAGCUCGAGGACAGCCCCAUCGUGAGGAUCGUUCAAGCUUAUCCGAGAAGAAGCUUAUCCUCGAGAUCGAGGAACGCGGUUAAAGAGGACGGGGAUAUCGAGAAGAUUACCAAUAUAAAGAUAUUGAAAACGCCGAUCGGGCAGGUGAACAGGGACGUGUAUGCCAGAACGAGGUACACGAGGAAGAGAAAUAACGUUUCCACGCCUGACACAACGUCGUCUCCUCCCCCGUCCUUCCUCGAUCGUACCACGAACGACGCCGUAACCGUGUCACUGACCACGACGGAACGACCGAUCCUCAACUCCAUAGACGAAGUCGCGAUAGAAACGACGACCACAACGACGUCGAUAACAACGCAGGAAACCACAACCGAUCUCGAAACGAGCACAAUGGAACCACGUACCGUGGAAUCGACGAUGGAAAACGAGGUAAUCACCGAGGUGACGGACGAUCAUCGAACGGAAGGAUUGGAUGCGACGACGAUGGAAGACGAUGAAAUCGUUGACACGAACGUGAUAAAAAUCGCGAAUAAUAUCAGCGAGACGAUUAACGAGGAGAACACAAACGCCUUGCAUCCGAGGCGAAGGAAGGUUCUUCUCAGAAGACGACCCGUCACCACUACGCAAAUGUCCGUGGAACGAGAGAGUAGACCGCACACGCGAAGAAGAAAGGUGAUCAAACGUCUUCGCCCUGUUCAAAACGCGACAUCUGCGAUAGACGUGCCAUCUACCGAGCAAAUUUUAUUCGUCGGCCUCGUAUCCACCAUGACUCCGAAGGAGGAGGAGGAGGGGAUAAGUACGAUCACGGACGCGUCAACGGAAAAUUUGGCAACAGCGGUAACCGUUACGGAGACGAUCGAUAUAACCGACGACUUUGCAAUGACUUUGGAAACACCAACAACCGUUGAGAGCGUGCUCGGUGACGACACGAGCUCGUUCGAUUUCGAUCCUGUCACGAUGGCCUCCACGAUAAUCGAUAACGUUACAGCUAUAGCGAGCGAAUCGACGACGGAGGAAUCGACGGUGACGGAAACCGAUUCCGUGGAAUCAACUUCGUCCAACUUUUCGAACGAUAUUUUGGAUGAAAAAUUAUUGACCAAUGAAUUGCCGACUAUCGUUUCUUGGCCGAGUUCAACGGCUUCUAUCUCUCAAUCUAAUCGUAGAUUAGAGGCGUACAAUAGGACGUAUUAUUUAGACUCGAAAUACGUGAGAAGGAAAUUCGUGGGCAGGCGACCAGUUGUUCCUUCUUCCUCGGAAAAUUUUAACAGCAACGAUCGAAAUUCGAUCGUGGAGACUUCGAGCUAUUUGUCCACGAGUGAAAAAAAUAAAUUGGAAGGUGUUUCGAAACGUAGAAAGAGUUUGUUCGUUCGUCGUAGACCGGUUUCUUCAACAACUUCGAGAACGACGAUCGACGACGAGGAGAGAGAUCCGCGAUUCGAUACGGAAGAGGUUACUCUGAGAAACAACGAUGAAACUUCGUAUCCCACUACUCCGCCCAUCGAUCAGGAAUCGGAAGAAUUUUCGAAUCGCUACACCACUACCCCAUCGAUUAUCGAAAAACUCUCGUCCCCUCUGACGAGAAACGCGACACUCGAUGAGGAUACCUCUGAGGAUACCUCGAGGAUACUCGAGAACGAGGAUCGAACGCAUGAGCCGAUACCGUCUACUGGCGAUCGAUCGCCAGAGAUUCGUCCUCGAUACCGAGUUCCGGUGUUUAUCAAGAAAACGUUGAGCACCGAAAACGUUUACCCUCUGGAUUCGAACGAAUCCGAAGAAGCGAACAAUCCCAGAUCUAGGUAUCAAAAUUUUCGACAACCGAGAACGCGUUACAAGUAUAGAGAGAUAAGGAGGAAUCGAGAGAGCGAAGAAGAGUCGAUUCCGGAUGCCACGCAAUCGCCCAGCUACGAUUCCUCGACGCAAGUGAGAACGCGUUUCUACGCGAGACGCCCGACAGUUUCCACCACGGAGACACCCGUCACCGAGACCCUGAUCCCAGCGAAAAAGUUUGACUAUGCGGCGGAUGCUCACAGGAGGCAGCAACAAUCGUUGCGAACGACCACUUCUCGAACGACCAAUCGGAACGAAGACUCGACCACUUUGACGAACUCGAACGAAGAACGAGCAGAGAUAGGAAACUUGGUAGUCGAAGAGGAUUAUACGACCACGCCUUCUCCCCAACCGCUGAUAACGAGACUUGUCACGUCCGUGGAGGAAUCGGGCACCACGGAAAGGCAAAAGAUUCUGAUUAAAACCAAGUAUUCCUCGCUUACUUCGACCACAAAAAUUCCUCUUCAGGCUACGGUCGUUCCAUUGGAAUAUUCAGUCGUUACGUCAUCCUCGAUCCCCGGGAUAACGUUGGAAAAAUCCGAUGAGGACGAAUCGAUGAAUGAAAUUCGACAAAGUCACUUGGAAAGAUCCACCUUGCCCAUAGAGAGCGAAUUCCUUUAUCCGUCACGAUUCACCACCGAGUCUCACGAAUCGUCCACGAUCGAGAUCGAAUCGGUGUUCAGCAAUUUGAUCGGAAACAGGGACUCCGCCAAGUGAUAUCGCAUCUUAUCACCAUUCGUCAU
This is a messenger RNA of Apis dorsata (giant honeybee), 6639 nucleotides long. Its product is annotated as mucin-5AC-like. Gene Ontology annotation, biological process: carbohydrate metabolic process; regulation of DNA-templated transcription; chitin catabolic process. The transcript has 15 exons. NCBI's taxonomy places the organism in Eukaryota, Metazoa, Arthropoda, Insecta, Hymenoptera, Apidae. The coding region runs from base 230 to 6613 and encodes 2127 amino acids. The record is from RefSeq and is a predicted model, not a curated record. Gene Ontology annotation, cellular component: extracellular region. Gene Ontology annotation, molecular function: DNA-binding transcription factor activity; chitinase activity; chitin binding.